AAGCAAAAAGAAAAAACAUACAACAGCCGGUGUUCGCCAAUGGUCACCCAUUUGACUACUAAUCUGCCGGUUAGUGGCUUGUCUCUGGGGGAGCGGACGGGACCCCGAAUUUUACACUACCUAUGGUCGUAUGUGGGAUAUUCAUGGGAUAAAGUAGAUUAUAGAGCCUCUAAGAGAAGUGGUAGAUCCUUUAGAGAGGUAUCGCAAAGGAAAUGCUUAAUCUCUCCCCUUUUCAGUCUGCUCGCAACACGAAUUAUUAAAUUAACUUCCACUCUUUAA
Trichoderma atroviride IMI 206040 is the source of this 279-nucleotide messenger RNA. Lineage: Eukaryota; Fungi; Ascomycota; Sordariomycetes; Hypocreales; Hypocreaceae. The record is from RefSeq and is a predicted model, not a curated record.